Messenger RNA from Amphibalanus amphitrite, 1709 nucleotides. RefSeq names its product tumor necrosis factor alpha-induced protein 8-like protein (gene sigmar). Gene Ontology annotation, cellular component: cytoplasm. Bases 423 to 992 code for a protein of 189 amino acids. Lineage: Eukaryota; Metazoa; Arthropoda; Thecostraca; Balanomorpha; Balanidae. Gene Ontology annotation, biological process: regulation of apoptotic process. The transcript is spliced from 3 exons. The record is from RefSeq and is a predicted model, not a curated record.
ACGGUGAGGCCGGCCGGCCGGCCGGGCGCCGCCUCCUGUGGUCCCGGCCCGGCCGCCUGUCCCGCUCAGCUCACCGGCGCCCCGCCCCGCCUCUCACUCGCGCCCGCCGAUCAGGUUGGGGGCGCUGCCGCCAGGUGGCAGGCACGGCGGCGGCCGUGUCGGCUCGGUCCCGUUCCCCCGCCCGCCCGCAGUCGACUCGGGAUUUGAUUGCGGGUGAGCCGCUGCGCACUCGUGACACGUGGCUGCAGCGGUGGGUGGCGAUAGAUCUACACCUCUCCCGGUGUUUAGACUGCCGGUGGAGAGACGAGCAACGGCAGCAGCCCACCGGUGUCGCCGGGACGCGGCGGCUGAACCGGCCGGUGCCCGGCAGCGGGCCGCCGGCAACCUCAAGCUCCCUCGGUCGGCCUCCGACGGCCGGCACCAUGAGCGAGUUUCGCGCCAAAGACAUCGGUCUGCGCGUGCAGAAAAAGCUGGCCAGCAAGAUCAGCAACAAGGCCGUCGCCAAGACGAUGCUGGAUGACGCCACCAGCCAGAUCCUGGACAACCUCUACAGGCUCUGCAAGAACGUGACGGGGAACAAGAAGGAGUCUGAAAAGGUCAUAAAGAACCUCAUCAAGGUGGUUGUCAAGGUGGGGAUCCUGAACCGUAACGAGCAGUUCGACCACGACGAGAUGGUGCUGGCCGCAAAGUUCCAGCGCAAGUUCCAGAUGACCUGCAUGACCAUCAUCAGCUUCUACCAGAUCGACUUCAGCUACGACCGCAGCUUCAUCACCAAGAGCCUGCUGGACCUGAAGGCGAUGCUCUCCAGUCUGGUGGAGCGCCACCUCACGGACAAGACGCUCGCGCGAGUGGAGCACGUGUUUGAGUUUUUCCGCGAGCCCACCUUUCUGGACGCGGUGUUUGCGCGAAACUCUGAGCACCGCGAGCUGCUCGGUAAGAUCACCAAGGACCUGAACACGAUACUGGAGGUGUCGGAGGAGGAGGCCAGCUAGUGCGCCGCGUCGGCCGCCCGCGAGUCAGUGUCUGUGAAUUGUGCCGCGCCGCGGGGACGGAGCUUCUCUCGCCGGUGGACCAGUGACUUCGGCCCGGGUGUCAGUGUGAGACCAGUGAUUUUGCAAAUAGAGCAGUUGUACACUGCUCUACUGAGAUUACGCAUGCGGACAUGACUAUGUUAGGUAACAGUCGUCUUUGUUCGUUACUUGAUUGCCAUUUUUGGACACCGAAUGACCAGCGUUGGUGUAGCCGAACUAUAAGUGUACCUACCUAUAAUGAUCACUGACUUUUCGCGAGAAGCUCAAUUUCGAUAGGAUUUCUAAAUGUUCGCUUUCAGGCGUUUCGUCGUUUCUCUGUCGUGAUAUUGGGUUGUCUUGCAUGUAUUUAUGUAAGAAACAGCAGAAAUACUCCGUCUUGUUGCUGCUGCUCUCCAUUUGCUUACCAAGUAUGCUGAGGAAGGGGUUGUGACGUAAGAGCUGGCUGACGACGUGCGAUCGUGAUGAAAUAGUUUACAUUAGCAGUUAACUGUUAGAGAUUGUAAUAUGCUCGGGGUGUUCAUGUUUGCCGUAUGGGUAUUGGUACGAUUCGUUUCAUAUCAAGCGUGCAUUCCUAUCACACCGCUUGCCGCCCCCGGCCCUUGGUAACCAUACUCGCAGCGACGCUAGGUACUAUGCAGUUUAUUAUUACGUACUGAAUAAAACGUUUUUAUAGGUAAA